Molecule: messenger RNA, 387 nt
Organism: Nematocida major
Lineage: Eukaryota; Fungi; Microsporidia
Product: anaphase-promoting complex subunit 10
Exons: 1
Coding region: 1-387 (128 amino acids)
Biological process (GO): anaphase-promoting complex-dependent catabolic process; protein K11-linked ubiquitination
Cellular component (GO): anaphase-promoting complex
Source: RefSeq, a predicted model, not a curated record
AUGGAGGCCCGUCUAAGCACGUACAAGGCAGGACACGGCCCGGAUGAGCUGUUUAGCGAGAACCUAGACCAAUUCUGGCACACAGACGGAAACCUGCCGCAUUAUAUAGAGAUAGAGUUUCCCGUGGUGAUGAAGCUCGUGGAGAUACGCAUGAACUUGGGAUACACGCAAGAUAAGAGCUACAUCCCGAAAGAGAUCGAAAUACGCUGUGGGAAAACAAGAGACGGAAUUGGCUCGCUUAAAACAGUCAUGAUAAGCGAUAAAAUGCCUGUUGUAGGGAUCCCUGUGAAUGAAGAGUGCUGCUUUCUCCAGAUGAUCAUUCUAAGCAACCACCAGGAGGGCAGGGACUCGCGCAUACGCGGGCUGUCCCUUACAUUUCUAGAUUGA